Molecule: messenger RNA, 795 nt
Organism: Paramuricea clavata
Lineage: Eukaryota; Metazoa; Cnidaria; Anthozoa; Malacalcyonacea; Plexauridae
Source: the annotation of a GenBank genome assembly
GAAAACAUUGACACAACCUUAUAUCCAAUCUUUCCAAUUACUGAUAUACCUGAUUUUAAAUGCCCAAACAGUUGCAGUCAAUCUGAAAAGAAGUUUAUCGAACAAUUAUGUGUUACUGAGGGCAAGCUGAAUGAUAUUGAAAAGAAAACAAGGGCUCAAGCCCAGUCUGCAGAAUGGAAAUGUGAAAGAAAGUACAGGUUAACUGCCUCAAACUUUGGACUUAUCACUAAAAGGAAAAGAAAUCAUGAUUCUCUUGCAAAUAACUUGCUCAAUCCAAAGCCCUUUAAUUCAAAGUACACAGCCCAUGGCAACAAGUAUGAGUCAACUGCAUUGCAACAAUACCAGAAAUAUAUGCAUGCAAUUGGAAAACCUGUAGUGUUAUUCAAAUCAGGGUUUGUUGUAUGCAAAGAUGCACCUUUCCUUGGAGCUUCUCCAGAUGGGAAAGUUAUUGAUGCAGGAUGCAGUGAACCCUAUGGUCUUGUCGAGGUAAAAUGCCCUGAGACAAAAUACAGGGUAACUCCUUUAGAUGCCUGUUCAGAUCCAAAGUUUUGUUCACAUGAAGUUGCUGGAAUACCACAACUCAAGCAUGACCAUGAUUACUAUGCUCAGAUACAAGGUCAACUAGGAGUGACACAAGCAAAGUGGUGUGAUUUUGUUAUAUAUACUGACAAGGGACUCAGCAUCGAGAGAAUUAAAUAUGAUCACCAGUACUGGAUAAAUAUGAGAAAUAUGUUGCAGUCAUAUUACUUUGAUCAUUUCAUCAAUUUGGCAACUACUGAAUACAAUGCACAAUAG